UUCAGUCUUUCUUCUUUUUCUCUCUUGCCCGAAGCUUCAUUUCUGAAUUUGGAAGACGUUCGAUCGAGUUCACUCGGUAUCGUGUCCAAAGAUAUUCGAAUUAGGGUGUCACAGAAGGAGAAGAUUCGGAGAGAUUGAGGAUGGGGAGUCCGAAGAAGAACGAGAGCAAGGGGUUUUUCUCCACCAUGACUUCCGGCUUCUCCAUGUUCGGCAGUGCCAUGUCGAGAUCCGUCAACGGACUGCUUGGUUAUGAAGGUGUUGAAGUCAUAAAUCCAGAGGGCGGCCAGGAAGAUGCUGAAGAGGAGGCCCAGAGAGGAAGGUGGAGGCAGGAGGACAGAGAUAGUUACUGGAAGAUGAUGCAGAAGUACAUAGGUUCAGAUGUCACGUCCAUGGUGACUCUUCCUGUUAUUAUAUUUGAGCCUAUGACCAUGCUCCAGAAGAUGCCAGAGCUAAUGGAGUAUUCCUACUUGUUGGACCAAGCAGAUGAGUGCGAGGAUCCAUACCUGCGUCUAGUAUACGCCUCGUCAUGGGCUAUAUCUGUUUACUAUGCCUACCAACGAACUUGGAAGCCCUUCAACCCUAUUCUUGGGGAGACUUAUGAGAUGGUCAACCAUGGCGGUAUCUCAUUUAUUUCUGAGCAGGUUAGCCAUCAUCCCCCGAUGAGUGCUGGUCAUGCUGAAAACGAGCACUUUACCUACGAUUGCACGUCAAAGUUAAAAACUAAAUUUUUGGGGAACUCUGUCGAUGUUUAUCCCGUUGGGAGAACGCGUGUUACACUCAAAAGAGAUGGUGUGGUUCUGGAUUUGGUUCCACCUCUCACCAAAGUUCACAAUCUAAUAUUUGGGCGGACCUGGGUUGACUCACCCGGCGAGAUGAUCAUGACAAAUCUAACAACUGGCGACAAAGUUGUCUUGUACUUCCAGCCAUGUGGUUGGUUCGGUGCUGGACGCUAUGAAGUGGACGGAUAUGUUUACAAUGCAGAUGAGGAACCUAAAAUACUGAUGACCGGGAAAUGGAACGAGAAAAUGAGCUACCAACCUUGUGAUAUGGAAGGGGAACCACUUCCAGGAACCGAGCUGAAAGAGGUGUGGCAUGUUGCUGAUGUUCCGAAAAACGACAAGUAUCAAUAUACCCAUUUCGCCCACAAGAUAAACAGCUUCGACACCACUCCUAAGAAACUCUUGCCAUCGGAUUCACGUCUCCGUCCUGAUCGGUAUGCCCUUGAGCAGGGUGACCUUUCUAAAGCUGGUGCCGAGAAGCACAGUCUGGAGGAGAAACAGAGGGCGGAGAAGAGGUCCCGAGAAGCAAAGGGGCAUGGGUUCACCCCGAGAUGGUUCGAUCUGACAGACGAGACAACAUCUACACCAUGGGGGGAUCUCGAGAUAUAUCGAUUCAAUGGUAAGUAUAUGGAACACCGAGCCAUUUCAGACACGUCGAGCGGUGAGGUCGAUGCCAAACCUGUCGAGUUUAAUCCAUGGCAGUACGGUUAAAUGUACAAGCAAGGGUUUAAUGGAGGUUGAGCAAUGAGUUCCAUUGAGUUUCUCCCUCUGUGGGUCUGAACUGAUUACUUGUAGUUUCAACAUGAAGCGUGCGAUAUCAUCAUCAUCAUCAUCAUCAUCAUCAUCAUCAUCAUCAUCAUUAUUAUUAUUUUAUUUCACAUCUUCACCUAUGGUACUGAUUUCGGGGAAGAAAUUACAAUUUUUAUUUUUUUCGGAAUUUAGGUCCGAAUCAACAUUGUUUUUAAGUUUGACAAUGUCAAGAAUUACGAUCCUCUAAAUAUUACAACGGAUCACUA
Tarenaya hassleriana is the source of this 1795-nucleotide messenger RNA. Its product is annotated as oxysterol-binding protein-related protein 3C-like. Gene Ontology annotation, cellular component: membrane; cytosol; intracellular membrane-bounded organelle. The transcript is spliced from 10 exons. The record is from RefSeq and is a predicted model, not a curated record. The coding region runs from base 141 to 1490 and encodes 449 amino acids. Gene Ontology annotation, molecular function: sterol binding. NCBI's taxonomy places the organism in Eukaryota, Viridiplantae, Streptophyta, Magnoliopsida, Brassicales, Cleomaceae.